This is a messenger RNA of Carassius carassius (crucian carp), 2759 nucleotides long. Its product is annotated as calpain-1 catalytic subunit-like. NCBI's taxonomy places the organism in Eukaryota, Metazoa, Chordata, Actinopteri, Cypriniformes, Cyprinidae. Gene Ontology annotation, biological process: proteolysis. The coding region runs from base 177 to 2291 and encodes 704 amino acids. Gene Ontology annotation, cellular component: cytoplasm. The record is from RefSeq and is a predicted model, not a curated record. The transcript has 21 exons. Gene Ontology annotation, molecular function: calcium-dependent cysteine-type endopeptidase activity; calcium ion binding.
GCGUUGCACAGACGCGCGCUGGAUCUGCUGGGCGUUUGUGCUGAUGGCGAGGUGAAAUCAGGGUCCUCAUUUCCUGGGUUGUGAUUGGCUCGUCUCCUCCCCUUCCUCCAUUCUCAUUGGCUAUCUGAGAUUACGUCCUGUGUUAGUCUGCCAGUCACAGUAAAGCGGGCGAGAACAUGGAGCCCAUUUAUGCCUCAGGAAUGGCAGCAAAGCUGCGGAGUCAGUGGGACCGGGGUGCAGGUUUGGGACAGAACCACAAUGCCAUGAAGUACUUAGGCCAAGAUUAUGGUUCACUCAGGGCCCAAUGCCAAAAGACCAGCACCCUGUUUGAAGACCCUCUGUUCCCAGCCAGCACCUCUUCUCUGGGAUUCGAUGAGUUGAGUUCACAAUCCUACAAGAUGUAUGGUGUGCGGUGGAUGAGACCGAAGGAGAUUUGUAAGAGUCCCCAGUUCAUCAUCGAUGGAGCGACUCGUACUGACAUCUGUCAGGGAGCUCUGGGGGACUGCUGGUUGCUGGCGGCCAUCGCGUCUCUGACUCUAAACGAGGAGCUCCUGCACCGCGUGGUGCCACAGGGACAGAGCUUUGACACCGGCUACGCUGGAAUAUUUCACUUUCAGUUCUGGCAGUUCGGCGAGUGGGUGGAAGUGGUGAUUGACGACCGGUUGCCCGUGAAGGAUGGGACGCUGUUGUUCGUUCACUCGGACGAGGGAGGAGAGUUCUGGAGCACUCUGCUGGAGAAGGCCUACGCCAAGUUGAACGGCUGUUAUGAGGCUCUGCAGGGCGGCAGCACGUGUGAGGCCUUUGAGGAUUUCACAGGAGGAGUCUCCGAGGUGUACAAGUUAAAGAAAGCUCCCGCUGACCUCUUCAGCAUCAUCGGCCGAGCCAUCGAGAGAGGAUCACUGCUGGGCUGCUCCAUAGAUAUCUCCAGUGAGUUUGACAUGGAGGCGGUGACCUUCAAGAAGCUGGUCAAAGGUCACGCGUACUCGGUGACCGGAGCAGAAGAGGUGUUGUACAGAGGGAUCAGGACUAAACUGAUGCGCAUCAGGAACCCGUGGGGUGGAGUGGAGUGGACGGGAGCCUGGAGUGACAACUCUCUGGAAUGGGACCACAUAGACGGCACGACCCGGGGCAGAUUACAUAACCGCAGCGAGGACGGAGAGUUCUGGAUGUCGUUCAUAGAUUUCCUGCAUGAGUUCAGUCAGUUGGAGAUCUGUAACCUGACGGCCGACGCUAUCGCUGAGAGUCAUUUGAAGAAGUGGAGCACGUCACUGUAUCACGGCGAGUGGAGGAGAGGAAGCACGGCCGGCGGAUGCAGGAACUUCCCAGCCACGUUCUGGAUCAACCCUCAGUUCAAGGUGACCCUCGAACACCCAGAUUCCCCCGACCAGUCGGCGUGCAGCUUCCUGGUGGCGCUGAUGCAGAAGGACCACAGGAAGAAGCGGAGAGAAGGACAGGACAUGGAGACCAUUGGAUUCGACAUUUUUGAGGUCAGCACUCGGUUCAUGGGGAAGUCAGGUGUUCAUCUGAAGGAGGAUUUCUUCCUGAAUCACAAGUCCAGAGCUCGCUCUGGGCCCUUCCUUAACCUGCGCGAGGUGAGCUCACGCUUCCAGCUGCCCGCCGGCGAGUACAUCAUCGUACCCUCCACAUUCGAGCCGCAGAAAGAGGGCGACUUCGUGCUCCGAGUUUUCUCUGAGAAACCUGCCAACUCCGAAGAAAUGGAUGAUAAAGUCACAGCUGAUAUUCGUGAAGAGCAACGUCUGGACGAGAGUCAUAUUGACGCCGGGUUUAAGAGUCUCUUCCUACAGCUGGCCGGAGAGGACAUGGAGAUCAGCACAACGGAGCUGCAGACCAUCCUGAACCGAAUCAUCAGCAAACAUAAAGAUGUAAAGACUGAUGGGUUCUGUAAGGAGUCGUGCCGCAGCAUGGUCAACCUCAUGGACACGGACGGCAACGGGAAGCUCGGACUCGUGGAGUUUCACGUGCUGUGGGAAAAGAUCAAACACUACCUGCAAAUCUUCAGAGAGCAUGACUGGGAUAAAUCUGGCACUAUGAGCUCUUAUGAGAUGAGAAAAGCUCUGGACGCAGCAGGUUUUAAGCUGAACAAUCAAUUAUUCCAGCUGAUCAUCUUUCGGUACUCGGAGGAAGAUCUGUGUGUGGAUUUCGACAACUUUGUCACCUGUUUAGUGCGACUGGAGACCAUGUUCAAGACCUUCAAGGCGCUGGACACAGACGCUGAUGGAUUCAUAUCGCUCACCUUCUUUCAGUGGAUCUCUCUGACCAUGUUUGCCUGAAGUGAACAGGUUUUCUCCGUUUGUCUGCACUGAGACUGUCUUGGCUUCAGCAGUCCUGCCAUCUGAAGAGUGCCUUCCUUUUUACACUUCUGUAAUGUAUUUCUGAGGGUUAAACAGCCUUGAUAAAGCAACCCUGUUUACACUGGGCCAAACGCAUCUCUAAAGCCAAGAGAAAACCAUUUGCAGUACGCCUUAGCAUUUGUGGAUCAAGCUGCAUGUAAACUCGUUUACACCUUUCUGUGCCUGUUUCAAUCAAUCUUUAUUUUGUUCCUUCAAUAUUUCAUGUUCAUGAGCUGCGUAUCUUUCCGUGAAUGUCUUAUUUGAAUGUUGUAGGCAUAAGGAAUGCUGUAUUAGCAUGUAGAUCGAACCCAGCUUGACUUAAUGCAUGUGAUUUGGGUCGGACUGAAUUUCAUGCAUGCAGCUUUUUUAUGAGACCAACUUCUUAAGAUGAACUGAAAAACUAUAGGA